GUUUUGGAAAGAGACAUAGAAGCCCGUUUGAACCUUGGCAGGAAAUUUCAUCCUCUCAUAUAAUUUGUAUCUUAUCCUGUUGAGCAAGAAAAAAAAAAAUCAUCCGUGAACAAGAUAAAAGAAGAAGUGAUCUAUUAGGAGAAAAAAAUAAACAUGAGAAAACAUCAUGCAAUAUAAUGUGCCCAAUUAUCUAUAUCACACUUUAUGAGAAGCAAAGAUAUUACUGAUUUAUGUCCACAAAAAUGGCAGCUACUUCACUCUCACUGAGUUUUGGGCUUACAUCAGCGGCGAACACUUUGAAUAGGCAUUCUGCAUUUCCUUUACACAACAUUAUCACAUGCUCAUCAUCAGAAAACACAUCCCCUAAUCAAGAAAAAAGUUUCAUGAGGAGAGCAUUUCUUUUGGGAGUAGGAGAUCUUUCAUUGAACUUAAUACCCGCUAGUUCCCUUCUGGCUCAAGGAGUACCGGAAAACUAUGAAAUCUUUGUUGACAAACAAGAUGGCUAUUCAUAUUAUUAUCCAUCAGAUUGGAGGGAAUUUGAUUUCAGAGGUCAUGACUCUGCAUUUAAGGAUAGAUAUCUACAACUGCAAAAUGUACGACUAAGCUUUAUACCAACUGAUAAAUCAGAUAUUCAUGAUUUGGGGCCAAUGGAAGAGGUUGUGCCGGAUCUGGUAAAACAUGUUUACUCUGCACCUAAUCAGGUGGCAAACAUAAUGGAAAUGAAGGAGAGAAGUACGGAUGGGAAAAACUAUUUCACCUUUGAAUAUGUAUUGACAUCUCCAAAUUUUUCUCGGGCAGCAUUUGCUACCAUAGCAAUUGGAAAUGGGAGACACUACACACUAAUUGUAGGAGCAAAUGAAAGGCGAUGGAGAAAAUUCCGUAACAAACUUAAAGUGGUGGCCGACUCAUUUCAGGUGCUGGAUAUUUAGAAUUGCGCCGCCCAACAUGUAUCUAAGGCUGGAAUCCAAAAGUCUUUUCCAUAUGUCCAUGAAACAGGAUUGUUUACAUAUCCUCUUGCAAUUAUAUAUCGAGCUAAAUUACAAAUAA
Messenger RNA from Capsicum annuum, 1047 nucleotides. RefSeq names its product photosynthetic NDH subunit of lumenal location 1, chloroplastic. The record is from RefSeq and is a predicted model, not a curated record. The transcript is spliced from 7 exons. Gene Ontology annotation, biological process: photosynthesis. Gene Ontology annotation, molecular function: calcium ion binding. Gene Ontology annotation, cellular component: photosystem II; photosystem II oxygen evolving complex; extrinsic component of membrane. Bases 231 to 929 code for a protein of 232 amino acids. NCBI's taxonomy places the organism in Eukaryota, Viridiplantae, Streptophyta, Magnoliopsida, Solanales, Solanaceae.